CUGCCAGCUGUGGCCACCAGGGGGCAUCCCCACCCCAAAGAUGGCCUCACCCAGGCAGACACACCCACUCCUCGUCAAAAGGUGUCUGUUCCUUGGCUCGUGCAGAGCUUCUUGUCCCAGCCCCCCGCAUUGUCCUGGACACCAAAUUUGCAUAAAUCCUGGGAAGUUAUUACUAAGCCUCAGUCGUGGCACCAGGUAAUUUCCUCCCCGGCCUCCAUGGGCUUUUGUAUAAAGGCCCUCGAGCCAGUCCCUACCAGAGCCCAGAGCCUGCAGACCCACCCGGACCUUCGGCUAAGCCUGCCGCCCAGAGCCCCAUGAAGCUGACGGCCCUGCAGCUGUUGCUGUGGCAAAGCGCGCUCUGGCUAGUGCAAGAAGCCAGCCCCCCGGGCCCGGGCAGCUCCCUGCCCCAGAGCUUCCUGCUCAAGUGUUUAGAGCAAAUGAGGAAGGUCCAGGCUGACGGCACAGCACUGCAGGAGAGGCUGUGUGCCACCUACAAGCUGUGCCACCCCGAGGAGCUGGUGCUGCUGGGACACGCUCUGGGCAUCCCCCAGCCUCCGCUGAGCAGCUGCUCUAGCCAGGCCCUGCAGCUGACGGGCUGCCUGCGCCAACUCCAUGGCGGCCUCUUCCUGUACCAGGGCCUCCUGCAGGCUCUGGCGGGGGUAUCCCCCGAGCUGGCCCCCGCCUUGGACACGCUGCAGCUGGACAUCAGCGACUUUGCCGUCAACAUCUGGCAGCAGAUGGAAGAGCUGGGGGUGGCCCCGGCAGUGCCGCCCACCCAGGGAACCAUGCCAACCUUCACCUCGGCCUUCCAGCGCCGGGCGGGAGGGGUCCUGGUGGCCUCCGACCUGCAGAGCUUCCUGGAGCUGGCCUACCGCGCCCUGCGCUCCUUUGCCAAACCCUGAGCACAGCCCUCCCCAACCAGUGUAUUUAUCUUUAUUUAAUAUUUAUGCUUAUUUAAAUCUAAUAUUUAAAGAUGGAAGAGCAGCAAGGAGCCCCGGACUCUCGGGUCCUUCCUGCCAUCUCCGAGUUUCAUUCUCCUGCUCGUGGCAGGGAGAAAAGCCCCUGUCUUCCUGUCCCCUGGACUGGGAGGUAGCUACGUAAAUACCGCGUAUUGACUCCUGUGACUGCUCCCCGGCCUGGCUCUGUGGUGGGCACUGGGAAGAACCCCAGUGAACUCCUUACCCCAAGGGUACCCACCUUGAGGCCCCUGGAAGCAUCAGGAAGUCUCCCAUGUGGGAGACAAGACAACCCUGUUUAAUAUUUAAACAGCAGUGUUCCCCUCCUGGGUCCCCCUCGCUCUGGCCACCCCAGCUUGGCCUGCGCAUUCCCAGUGGGCCAGCUCUUGCUUCACCUCACAUCCCCUUCCCCACUGGCAUUAGGCCCCACAGGAGGCGGCCAGAGCAGGGAGGCUUGACCCUGGGGUCCCACGAAUUUGCUGGGGAAUCUAGUUUUUAAGAUGUGUUCGGGAAUAUUUUGACUUCCAGUAUGAGGAGCCUGGGCAUCGCCGGUGUUCCUCAUCUUUCUGGACGCCCUAGAGCGCCGACCACAGGCUCCUGCCGCCUGCCCCACCCUCACCAGGGUCAGGAUUCUGACUCUUCAAGGGGGCGGGACAGGGAGUGUGGGAGGGAAGAUGUGGGGGGUUAUCUGAUGGGGUAUGUGAGAGGAAUGCUCAGCUCUUCACCCUCCGCCUCUGCCCCCACUUUCUCACUGUAGCCAAACUUUGUGAUAAUAAAAUAUUUUG
This is a messenger RNA of Ailuropoda melanoleuca (giant panda), 1741 nucleotides long. It is a transcript of the gene CSF3, whose product is annotated as colony stimulating factor 3. The transcript is spliced from 6 exons. Gene Ontology annotation, biological process: positive regulation of myeloid cell differentiation; immune response. Gene Ontology annotation, molecular function: granulocyte colony-stimulating factor receptor binding; cytokine activity. The record is from RefSeq and is a predicted model, not a curated record. Bases 315 to 902 code for a protein of 195 amino acids. NCBI's taxonomy places the organism in Eukaryota, Metazoa, Chordata, Mammalia, Carnivora, Ursidae. Gene Ontology annotation, cellular component: extracellular region.